Messenger RNA from Capsicum annuum, 1941 nucleotides. RefSeq lists its product as uncharacterized. Gene Ontology annotation, cellular component: intracellular membrane-bounded organelle. Lineage: Eukaryota; Viridiplantae; Streptophyta; Magnoliopsida; Solanales; Solanaceae. The record is from RefSeq and is a predicted model, not a curated record. Bases 497 to 1609 code for a protein of 370 amino acids. The transcript has 3 exons.
AACCAAAUUUGAAUUGAUUUUGCCACUCCUACCCUCCAUGGGUUUCAGGUUUCGACUUGAAUCGAAGUGUUCCGGAUUCAAAUACAUUUAGAUUCCUACGAACAAACAGAGUUGCAUUCCCUCUUCCCCGCUUUAUUAACUUUGUGAAUAGCAAAAGCAAAAGUUUGUCCAAGAAAUAUAAUUUCAUUCCCUUGAGGACUGAAGUAAAAUUUAUCAAAUCACAGGGGCAGAAACCUCAAACUUUCGUUGUCAAAGGGUUCGAUUAAACCAACAAAAAGUUCCCUGGUGAGGACAACACAGUUGAAUGGGAGAUUUUGCAGAAAGCCCUCUCCCCUAUUGAGAGAACUAAGCAAUUUUCAUUGACCCCUAAACAGCAAGCAGCUUUCAUUUUCCCUAUCUAUAUAUAUUCAGCUACUGAGGAAUUUAUCAUCUCUGUGUUGUUGAGUUUGUGCUUUACCUGAAUCUAAAUCUGCCCCAGCUGUUUCACCACUGUAAAAUGUCGAAAUCAUCGUCUUCAAAGUUCGUUCUGAGUAACCUUUAUCACUACAUUUUAACAAAACCCCAUCAAUUUUCAAACCCAAAUGCUACUUCAAGAACUGGUAUAUCUCAUUUCCUUUCUAGUCAUUCCAAGAUAAUCGAAAAACCUUUUGUUAAUCCAUUAGGGGUUUCGAAUUUACAGAGAAACCAUUUUUCGUCUUCACUAUUCCCGCGGGUUUUGCAAAGCCCUAGUAAGAAGAAGUUAGACCCAGACGGUAAAUUGUUAGGGUUUAGGUAUUUGUCGAUGAAGAGUUCUGGAUUGGGUUCGAAAAUGAGUGGGAAAAAUGUGUUGAAGAAUCCGGUUGGAGAUGCUAAGGAGAGGGCUAUGCGAUACAAGGGUGCUGUGGGUUUGCAGCUUGAGGCAUUUUGGAAGAGGAAUUCGUUAGUGUUAUUUGGUGCUGCAGGUGUUAUGGUGUGCAUUUUGCUUUGGAGGGUUUUGUUUGGAAUUGCUAAUACUUUUAUUGGAUUGUCUGAAGGCAUGGCCAAGUAUGGCUUCCUUGCUCUUUCCUCCGCCAUUGUCGCCUUUGCUGGCUUGUAUCUUCGCUCAAGAUUUACCAUCAACCCUGAUAAGGUAUACAGAAUGGCAAUGAGAAGACUUAAUACAGAAGCUGGAAUUCUUGAGGUUAUGGGUGCUCCACUCUCGGGAACAGACUUGAGAGCAUAUGUGAUGUCAGGAGGUGGUAUUACUCUUAAGAACUUCAAGCCACGGUUUAGGGGCAAAAGAUGUUUUCUGAUUUUCCCAAUACGAGGUUCUGAGCGGAAAGGUUUAGUAAGUGUUGAAGUCAAGAAUAAGAAAGGCCAGUAUGAUAUGAAAUUAUUGGCAGUAGAUAUACCGAUGGCCUCAGGACCUGACGAACGUCUGUUCCUGAUUGGUGAUGAAGAGGAGUACAGGGUUGGUGGUGGUCUUAUUGCUGAGCUAAGAGAUCCUGUUGUUAAAGCAAUGGCAGCAACUAAGGAGUUUGAAGAUCGUGACGAUUUGGAGGAUGAAGAGGAUGCUGAAAGAGAACUUCAAGAAGCGGAGAGAAGGCACCAGGAAGAAAUUGAAAAGCUUGACAAAGGUGAUUCAAGAUAAUUAAGCUGAAGGUUUUUUGUAUCCAUUUGGUUUUACAUUGGAGUUGUUUACAAAGGCAGUGCACAGGAUAGAGAGCAUCCAAAGACUAACAAUGCUCUAACUGUUGCGUUUGCAAGUUCCCUUUACCUCUCAGUGAUUUAACAGAACUAUAUGGCAUGCACAGGCAGGAAAAAUAGAUAAUACACGCAGAAUUCUCUGUAAUGGUUCGUUGUUGGCAAAUAAGUAUGUUGUUCGAAGUAUCAAAUCCUUAAUGUAAUUGGUUCACGCUUUGUUUCAUCAUAUCCAGCCUUGUGGGCCUCCUGUUGGUAGAAAUAAAUGACUACUUUGUUUGA